This is a messenger RNA of Cladophialophora bantiana CBS 173.52, 405 nucleotides long. RefSeq lists its product as uncharacterized. Lineage: Eukaryota; Fungi; Ascomycota; Eurotiomycetes; Chaetothyriales; Herpotrichiellaceae. The transcript has 4 exons. The record is from RefSeq and is a predicted model, not a curated record. The coding region runs from base 1 to 405 and encodes 134 amino acids.
AUGUCUGACACCGGCCGCAAGCCCUUGAUGGACCAGGCUCAAGAGAAGAUCACGCCCGACUCUCAGAAGUCCACCCUCGACAAGGCCAAAGAGUCUGCCACGGGCACGGCCGACGACAUCGCAGGAAUGGUCCAGCCAGGAGACAGCAAGUCCACCACCCAGAAGCUCUCUGACGAGGCCUCAGCCAAGACCAGCUCGAUUCAAGACACUUUAUCCGGUGCCACGAAGAGCGUUCAAGACACUGCGUCCUCGGUUGGCCAGACGGCCAGUUCCAAUGCUGCCGCCGCACAGGAAUCAGGCAAGAGUGUGGUGCAACAGGCUCAGGACUUGGCCGCCAGUGUUCUGAACAGCGCUAGCAAAGCUGCGUCAGAUCUUGCUAGCAGCAUUUCCGGCGAGAAGAAAUAG